GUUUGCGAUCAUCAACAUUAUCAAUAAACAUCAUUUACACCAUCAUAUACAACAAUAUCAUCAGCAUCAUCAUCAGCAUCAACAACAACAUCAUCAGCAACAUCAUCACCACCCCUAGCAUCAGCAGAAAUAUCAACAUCAUCAUCAGCAACAGCAACAACAACAACAUCAGCAGCAUCAACAACAACAUCAUCAGCAUCAACAACAACAACAUCAGCAACACCGUCACCAUCUAGAACAGAGGGGAGGGAAGACUGCGGCCUAGUCGGCCUCGGGCCAUCCCGAGUUUUCCUAGCGGACCCGCCGCGCCCGGAGCGCCUCCCCCGGCAGGAGUCGGGAUCGAAUAACGGGAGGUCGUGGGUUCGAUCCCGGCCCUGGCGACGCCAACUGCUGUAUAUUUGGAGUCUGCGUGUCUCUCUCUCUCUCAUCAUCAUCAGUGAGUGGGUGAGGCUUGGCCCGAGCGAGUUCCCGCCUUUUCACGAGUUGAUUCCGCCCCCCGCCGUGGCUUUGUCGGCACGAGGCUUCUGCGCCGGUGAGUGUCAAGGGCUCCAACGGGCCCCAAACCGCUGCCCCGUCGUCACCGCCGCCGUGGACAAAGCGCCGAUGCUCGACAUCAUGAGCUGCGUGGAGAGGGACCUUCUGGACCUCAUGUUGCGCACGGGCUACAACGUCGUCCAGGAGAACGGACAGAGGAAGCUGGGACCGCCGCCCGACUGGCAGGGCCCCCCUCCCGCCCGCGGCUGCGAGGUGUUCGUGGCGAGGAUCCCGCGCGACCUGUACGAGGACGAGCUGCUUCCCGUGCUGGAGGCGGUGGGGCAGCUGUACCAGCUGCGCCUCAUGAUGACGUACGACGGAGAGAACCGCGGCUACGCGUUCGCCACCUUCGCGACGCGCUCGCAAGCCGCGGACGCCGUCAAGAGACCCCACGACUUGGAGAUCCGCCCGGGGCGACGGAUCGCGGUUUGCGUGAGCGUCGACAAUCGCCGCCUCUUCUUGGCGAGGCUGCCGAAGGACAAGACGCGGGCCGAGGUGAUGGCGGCGAUGAGCGACGCCACGGAGGGCGUCGUGGACGUCCAGAUGCGCUUCUGUCGCUACGACAGGAGCCUCAGCCGAGGCUACGCGUUCGUCGAAUACGAGAGCCACCGCGCGGCCUGCAUGGCCCGCAGGGUGCUGCUGCCGUACUCCUUCCGGCUGUGGGGCCGGGACAUCAACGUGGACUGGGCCAUCCCGCAGCGAGAGCCGGGGGAGGAGGUGGCGGCGGUCCCAGGCCUCCCGCAGCCGGAGUGCGCCGUCUGCGGCAAGGUCCCGCACAGCCUGUUUGUGGGCUGGGCGGCGCGCACGCAGCUCUGGCGGGCACCCCGCCACUCGCGGCCCACGCCCGUCGGUCUGGACGAGCUGCCGGAGGCGGCCGUCUUGUCGUGGGAGACGCGUUUGCAGGCGCUGCUACGGAGCGCCGGCGUGGGCCACGCGACCUUCGAACUGCACGCUCACUCGGAGCCCGGCAGGCCCAUGGGCCUCCUGUACAAGGUCUCCGUUCCCGGGAUGAUGCGGGAAGGCAGCGGCUUCUUCCCCGCGGUGCUGAGCUCCAGCGUGGAGGGAGCGCGCGAAGUUGCCAGCGAGCUCCUCCACGAAAUCCUCAGCGACGCGAACCCGAGGGCGGGCCCGGCCCCCGUCGCGACGGCGCCUCCCGGCCGCCCCGUCCGGGACCUCCCGGCGUAUCCCGGCGACUUCCCCGCGCCCCGGCAGCCGGUCGCCGCGCGCCUGCCGACAAGCGGCACGCACCCGUAG
Molecule: messenger RNA, 1788 nt
Organism: Lethenteron reissneri (Far Eastern brook lamprey)
Lineage: Eukaryota; Metazoa; Chordata; Hyperoartia; Petromyzontiformes; Petromyzontidae
Product: probable RNA-binding protein 46
Molecular function (GO): RNA binding
Source: RefSeq, a predicted model, not a curated record